AUUUAUGAACCACCGGUAAGCGUGAAUUUGACCUAUACCCUGGCAUGUCAAUGAGAAGUCCUUGGUCUCCACUGCAGUCCUGUUGGAGGAGCUGUUAGUUCCUGUGAAAUUCAAUUUUUCAUUCAUUGAUGCGCUUACUGAACCUGUGACCCUGUUCCUGACUGGACUGACUUGUGGUAAGUGAAAAGCUGACUCUUAACUGCUGUUUUUUUCUCUGAAGAGAACAGCCUCAGGAAAUACCUAUCCUCUUGAGAAAGGCUCCCUGUAUCCCCAGGGCCUUAGCUACAAGUGCCAAGGCCCCUCCAGCUAAGAACUAACUCUCCCUGCCCAGGGGCCAAGAACAAAAUAAUUUCUGUUUAGGCUAGAUACCUUACCUUAUCCUCUCUCUGAUUUCUUACUUGACUCUUUCUAUAUUUUGUAAAUAAAUUGUAAAUAAAUCUCUUUGGAAUUAAUUAAAUUCAUGGUGAUCAACCACACUCUUAAAUAAAAAAUUUAUCCCUUUUUUAUAUAACCCCUAUUUUCCCCUUAUAACCAUUAAGAGUUUAUGUUUCCUUGGCCUGGAAUUCAAAGAGCCAAGGUUACUUAACAACAUGGCUUUUUGAGGAUAUCUGGGGAGCCUGGAGAGAAUGGACUAGGGACAGGCCAGAGGGAGAUUGUAUUCAGAAAGGGGAACAUUACUUUAACUCUGAAAAGGAAAAAAAAAAGGAAAGGCAGAGAGUGGGAAUAGAUCACUUAGUAGCAGAAGGAAGAGCCUCAGACUUGGAGUCAGGAGCGGCUUGGUUCAAGUUUAGAGAUUUUGAACCCACAAUAACAUCUCUUGUGCCUAGGACUGUGUUUUUCUACCAAGAGGCAGUUAAUACCCUUACAGAAGAUUCUGGAAUUCCCUACUUUAGGCUCAUCUUUUCCUUAGGAGUUUCCUUCCCUGAAAGAUAAGAAUGAGAAUGUUGAAUGUGAUCUUCUUCAAGCUCAGAUAUGGUUUUAUGCUGGGAAGCUAAGCAAAUGAGUACUAAUUUUCCCUGAGCCUUCAUGGCCCAAGGAGAACCCAUUCCUUAUCUCUAGUUGGUCUUGCCAUUGAGAGAUGUGUGCAUACCAGGAAUAAUCUCUGGGGGCAGAUCCAGUAAGCUUGCCAGGCUUCCUUCCUGGGUCAUCCUUGGCCAUCCUUGGCCAGCUAUCUUAGGAUUCAUUUCAGCAUCCUUGACAUUUCAUCUUGGUUUUUGUAGUUUGUACUCCUUCUCUGGGUCUCUGUUGGGAACCUUAGGGUGAGGAAGAGUGAGCCUCUUACUUGUAUCCAGUAAAGCCAAGUGGGACUGGCCAGGAAGGUGACAAAUCUGAGGUCAGCUAGCCACAUUUUGAAGUGGGAAGAAAAUAUGAUGGAACAGAGAACAUGCUCCUGGGCAUUUAGAAGGUUUUUCCUGGAAUGGCAUAGUGACUAGUGUUGGAUUUAGAGUGAGAAAGACCUGAGUUCAAAUCCUUUCUCAAAAUGUUAUUGGCUAUGUGAUGUUUAGCAAGUGCUUAUCUGGGUCUCAGUCUCCUCAUCAGUUAAAAGAGUAUAAUAAUCUCUCCCUCAUAGUUUUUUUUUAAUCAAAUGAAACCAUCUAUAAAACUUUUUAAACCUGAACAUAGACUGAAUAACAGUUCAGAGGAGGGAAAGUACAGAAUAUGAGUCUGAAUGCCAAAGAUAGACACAUGCUUUCUGAGCAGAAAAUACAUACCCAGAACUAUUUGAAAGGCCUGCUGACAUUUUGUGAAGGGCUACAGUUUAAUGACAGGCUAGGAACACUGAAAAGUAGUCUAUAGUCAAUAGGGAGUCAUGAAAAGAGAAGAAACAUGAGCACACACAUAUUUAAUUGAAGAACAAAUUGAGGGCACUAGAGAUGCUUAGAAAAUCAAAAGAGUUUAAUAAAAUCUAAAGGAAAUAAAAAAUAGAAUUAAAUAAAACUGGAUCUAUUUUUUAAAAUAAAAAUACAAUUAAGUAGAUGACCCACUGAUUAAUUUGAUUAAAGAAAGAAGAAAACAGUAUUACCAAUAGCAAAAAUGAAAAGCAUGAAUGAGUUAGCAAUAAAGUUUAAAUUAAGGAAAUCCUGAGCACUCAUUUUGAGAAAUUAUGUGCCAGCAAAACUGAAAUUUAAGUGAAAUAGAUGAAUAUUUACAAAAAAAUGAAUUGCUCAGAUUCACAGAAUUAUAAAUAGAAUAUUUGAACAACUCAAUCAUAGAAAAAGACACUGAAGAAACCAUAAAUGAGUUCUCUAUGAAAUAGUUCCCAGGAUUAGAUCAAUAUACCAGUGAAUUAUCACACUGAAGGAACAAUGAAUCUCAAUGCUAUAUAAACAAUCUUAAAAAUAUAGGCAAUGAGGGCUAGUGAGGUGCUCAGUGGAUAGCAAGGCCUAGAUUCUAGAGGACCAGGGUUCACAUCUGGCCUCAGACACUUCUGGAUGUGUGACCCUGGACAAGUCAUUAACCCCCAUUGUCUAGCCUUUACUUCUCAUCUAACUUUUGAACCAAUACUUGGUCUUGAUUCCAAGAUGGAAGGGAAGAGUUUUCAAAAAUAGGUAAAGAAAGAAUCCCAAAUUCCUUUUGUGAUACAAAUAUAGUUUUGAUACCUAAACCAGUGAAAGCAAAAACAGAAAAAAAUACAAUACUUAAAUAAUCCUGUACCAGGAAUAGAAAUUGAACAAGCCAUCACAGAGCUCCCUAAGACAAAUUCCCUAGGGCCUGCUGGAUUCACAAGUCAGUUAUAUCAAACAUUCAAAGAACAACUAAUCCCAAUAUUAUACAAACUAUUUGACAGAAUAAACUAAGAAAGAAUUCUACCAAAUUCCUUAUAAGACACAAAAAUGGUACUGCUUCCAAAGCCAAGAUAGUCAAAAACAGAAAGAAAACUACAGAUCAAUCUCUUAAUGAACAUAGAUGCAAAAAUCUUAAAUAGAAUACUAGGAAAAGGUCUGCAGCAAGUGAUCUUGAGGGUGAUUUAUUAUGAUCAUGUGGGGUUUAUAUCAGGUUAAUAUUAGGAAAAGCAUCCACAUAAUUGACCAUAUCAAAAAGCAAACCAACAAAAAUCACAUGAUUAUUUCAAAAGAUGCAGAAAAAGCCUUUGAUAAAAUACAACACCCAUUCAUAUUGAAAACACUAGAAAGUAUAGGAAUAGAAGGGCCUUUCCUAAAAAUAAUAAACAGUAUAUAUCUAAAACCAUCAGCAAACAUGGUCUGCAAUGGGGAUAAAUUAGAAGCAUUCUCAAUAAUAUCAGGAGUGAAACAAGGAUGCACAUUAUCACCUCUAUUAUUUACCAUAGUACUAGAAAUGUUGUUAGGAUAGAUGAGUGUGCACAAAGAUACUUGUGCGUGAAAGAGAUUUAAGUGGAAAAGCCGAUGCACAGAGACAGUCCCACUCUCUCGGCAUUGGAAGCCUGGGUCCAGUGGCACGAAAAAUUGUUACGUCUGGAGACUUCCUCAGCUGCAUUGGAUAGCCGUGUUGUCCUUUGUGCUCCAACACGCCCUAAGCACUCCACAGUGCUUUGCUGCGUCGCCCUCUCAGCCGUUGAACCUUCUUAUUGGUUUCUUCCAUCUGUUCAGCCGAAGCAGUCUUCACAUGCUGGGUGAGCAAAGCCCUGGUUCACCAUGGGUCAACGACCCGAUGGCUACCCUCACAAGGUUUGGCCGGCCUGUCGAAGCCGUUGCCUGGGGUGUGGCUGCUGCCACAUGCUAGCAGCUACUGGGAGCCACAAGUGAGAGCUGGGUGUCAGAUGGGGUCAGAGGCUGGAGAGCUACCAUAGGAGGGCACGACAAGCCCUCCAUACCAGAGAUACUACACCUCCCUGAGCACCCCAUACGGACAAGUAUCUUUGUGCACACUCAUCUAUCCUAACCCUGUCCACCAUCUUCAAGACCUGCGGUGAUGGAGGAGUGAUGAUGCAACAGGUGGAGGUGACCACUGGCAGUUGUAGUCACGAUCCUGCACGUAGACGGCCCACGGACCAGUGGUCGCUCAGCCCUGUGGGCAGCAGGGAUGUUCAGCAGCAUCCUGGGCAACUGAGCAGCCCUCUCUAGGACAGCACUGCUCACCCUAAUCAAAGGAGGGGACUAGAAAAGGUGUCCCAAACAUUGCCUGCCCUACAAACACCCAGUCAGCACACCGCGGCUGGCAGGUCAUCCCCUUUAAGAGGUCGAAAUCAAAGAAAAAAUACAAAGAAACUCCUACUAGGAGCAUGGAACAUCAGGACAUUACUUGACAGAGAGAAUACCCCAAGACCUGAGAGAAGAACAGCUCUAAUAGGUAAAGAACUGGCGCGAUAUAACAUCAACAUCGCAGCCUUAAGCGAAACAUGCUUACCAGAAGAGGGAUCACUCAGCAAAACCACCACUGGAUACAACUUCUUCUGGAAAGGUAGAGCCUCAAAUGAAGACAGAAUCCACGGUGUUGGCCUGGCCAUCAAGACCAGUUUGCUCAAACAGCUGCCAGACUUGCCUGUGGGCAUCAGCGAGAGGCUCAUGAAGAUCUGUUUGCCUCUUAGCAAAGACCGGUAUGCCACAAUCAUCAGCGCAUAUGCCCCAACACUGACCAGCACAGAGGAGACCAUCGAGGAGUUCUACUCUCACCUGAGUGCCAUCCUGCACUCAGUGCCCACAAAUGACUAGCUGAUACUACUGGGAGACUUCAACGCCCGUGUUGGCCAGGACUAUGAAAGAUGGAAAGGAGUGCUCGGCAAACACGGCAUGGGCAAAAUGAACAACAACAGCCUACUGCUAUUCAGCAAGUGCUCAGAGUUCGAACUCACCAUCACAAACACUGUGUUCAGAAUGGCGAACAAAUAUAAAACAACGUGGAUACAUCCAAGAUCAAAACAGUGGCAUCUCAUUGACCACAUCAUUGUACACCGGCGAGACAUCCAGGAUGUAAAGAUCACCAGAGCCAUGAGAGGAGCUGAAUGCUGGACAGACCACCUAUUGGUUAGAGCGACUCUUCAAAUCCUCAUUGUGCCUCACCAUCCAAAAUGCACCCAGACAGUUCGCACAUUUUACAACGUGAGUUGUCUUAGAGAUCCAUCUUAUUUGCAAACAUUCCAGUCCUGCCUGGACAACAAGCUGUCUACCAAGGGACAACUCACUGGAAGCUCAACCGAGAAAUGGAACCAUUUCAGAGAUGCAGUGAAGGAAACAUCAAAGGCAGUCCUAGGCCCAAAACAACACAACCACCAGCACUGGUUCAAUGAGAACAACACUGCUAUUGAAGACCUAUUGAGCAAGAAGAACAAAGCCUUUAUGGAGUGGCAAAAUAACCCAAACUCUGCUCCUAAAAAGGACAGAUUCAAGUCUCUCCAAGCCACGGUGCAACGUGAGAUCAGGAAGAUGCAAGACCGAUGGUGGGAAAAAAAGGCAGAAGAAAACCAGCAGUUUGCUGAUAUGAAAAACUACAAAGAAUUUUUCAGUGCCCUCAAGACUGUCUAUGGGCCAUUAAAACCCACAACCACUCCCUUGCUAUCCUCUGAAGGUGACACUCUCAUAAAAGAUAAAAAAGGCAUCAGCAACAGGUGGAAAGAACACCUCAGUCAGCUUAUCAACCGACCAUCUUCAGUCAACCAAAGCACCCUUGACCAGAUCCCCCAAAACCACUCCAUUGAACAACCUGACGUCCCUCCUUCAAUAGAUGAAGUCCAAAAAGCCAUUAAACAAAUGAGUGUAGGCAAGGCACCAGGUAAAGAAUGGAUCCCAACCGAGGUGUACAAGGCCUUAAAUGGAAAGGCACUCCAGGCAUUCUACAUAGUACUGACCAGCAUAUGGGAAGAGGAAGACAUGCCCCUAGAACUCAGAACUGCCUCCAUCAUAGCCCUAUACAAGAACAAAGGCUCAUGAGCAGCCUGUGACAACUACAGAGGCAUCUCACUACUCUCCACUGCUGGAAAGAUCCUCGGCCAUGUUAUACUCAACAGACUCCUGUCAUCUGUCUCAGAGCAGAACCUGCCUGAAUCACAAUGCGGCUUCCGACCAGAUCACAGCACCAUCGACAUGGUCUUCACUGUGAGGCAAAUGCAGGAAAAAAGCCUUGAGAAGAACCUGAGUUUCUACAUUGUCUUCAUAGACCUGACUAAGGUGUUCGACCCAGUGAACAGGGACCCAUUGUGGGUGAUCCUCAGCAAGCUCAGUUGCCCAGCAAAAUUCAUCAAACUGAUCCAGCUCUUUCAUGUCGACAUGACAGGGGAAGUCCUAUCUGGUGGAGAGACUUCCGAUCGCUUCCACAGCUCCAAUGGGGUGAAACAAGGCUGUGUCCUCGCUCUGGUACUAUUCAACCUAUACUUUACCCAAGUAUUAUAACAUGCUGUGAUGGAUCUAGACCUGGGCAUCUACAUCAAAUACCGACUGGAUGGCUCACUAUUUGACCUUCGCUGGCUGACUCCAAAAACAAAGACAACAGAGAGACUCAUCCUGGAAGCUCUCUUUGCAGAUGACUGUGCUCUCAUGGCCCACCAAGAAAAUCAUCUCCAAACCAUUAUGGACAGGUUCUCCAAUGCAUCAAAAUUGUUUGGCCUAUCAGUCUCAGCAAAACAGAGGUGCUUUUCCAACCUGCACCAGGAAGGCCAACAAACCAGCCGUGCAUUACAAUCGAUGGCACUCAGCUUUCUAAUGUCAACACUUUCAAGUACCUGGGCAGCACCAUUGCGAACGAUGGGUUCCUAGACCAUGAGAUCAAUGCCAGGAUCCAAAAGGCCAGUCAGGCACUUGGGUGGCUGCGCUGCAAAGUCCUCCAACACAGAGGUAUAAGCACUGUGAUGAAGCUCAAAGUGUACAACGCAGUGGUCCUCAGCUUGCUCUUGUAUGGUUGUGAGACAUGGACACUGUACUGGAAGCACAUGAAGCACUGGAGCAAUUCCACCAAUGCUCCCUCAGGUCAAUCAUGAGGAUCCGAUGGCAGGACCAAAUCACCAAUCAGGAAGUCCUUGACAGAGCCAACUCCACCAGCAUCGAAGUCCUGGUCCUCAAAACCCAGCUACGAUGGUCUGGACACGUCAUCCGCAUGUACCCACAGCGAAUACCAAGACAGGUAUUCUAUGGUGAACUGUCAGCUGGACUCAGGAAACAAGGCCGACCAAAGAAAAGAUUCAAGGAUCAGCUAAAGUCCAACUUGAGGUGAGCUGGCAUUACACCAAAGCAACUGGAACUCGCUGCCUCUGACAGAAGCAGCUGGCGAACCCACAUUAUCCAUGCCACCACCACCUUUGAAGAUGAACGACGUCUUGCCACUGCGCAUGAACGCUGACACCAGGCCACAACUGCACCUCCCGUAACAACUGGAGUCCCAUGCCCCGUGUGCCACAAAAUUUGCGCCUCAGCCUUUGGACUCCAAAGCCACUUGAGGGUAGACCGUAGAUGAAAUUGCAAAAGACAAUAGUCAUUCUCGAUCACCGAGUGACUACCACUAUACUAGAAACAUUGUACUAGAAACAUGAGCCGUAUCAAUUACAGAAAAAAAAGAGAAAUUGAAGGUACUAACAUAGGCAAUAAGGAGACCAAGCUAUCACUCUUUGCAGAUGAUAUGAUGAUCUACUUAAAGAAUCCUAUAGAAUCAACUAAAAAGCUACUGGAAAUAAUCAACAACUUUACCAAAGUUUCAGGAUACAAAAUAAACACACAUAAGUCAUCAGCAUUUCUAUAUAUUUCCAAUACAUCUCAUCAGCAAGAGUUAGAAAGAGAAAUUUCAUUUAAAAUCAUCCUAGAGAAUAUAAAAUACUUAGGAAUCUAUCUGCCGAGACAAACAGGAACUAUAUGAACACAACUACAAGACACUCUUCACACAAUUAAAACUAGAUCUUAAUAAUUGGAAAGAUGUUAAUUGCUCAUGGGUAGAAUGAGGUAACAUAAUAAAAAUGACAAUCCUAUCCAAACCUACUUACUUAUUUAGUGCCAUACUCUUUGAACUACCAAAACUUUUUAGAGAAUUAGAAAAAUCCAUAACAAAGUUCAUUUGGAAGAACAAAAGAUCAAGGAUAUCCAGGAAAAUAAUGAAAAAGAAAAAUGUGAAGGAAGGUGGUCUAGCAGUACCAGAUCUCAAAAUAUACUAUAAGGCAGUGAUCAUCAAAACAAUAUGGUACUGGCUAAGAGAAAGAAAGGAGGAUCAGUGGAAUAGACUUGGGGUAAGUGACCUCAGCAAGACUAUCUAAAAUAAACCCAAAGAUCACAGCUUUUUAGACUAAAAUCCAGUAUUUGACAAAAACUGCUGGGAAAAUUGGAAAACAAUAUGGGAGAGACUGGGUUUUUAUCUUCAUCUCACACUCUACACCAAGAACAUUCAGAAAAGGUAAAUGACUUGAAUAUAAACAAGGAAAGUAUAAGUAAAUUAGGUGAACACAGAAUAAUAUAUCUGUUACAUCUUUGGGAAAGGAAAGAUUUGAAGACCAAGCAAGAGUUAGAAAAAAUCACAAAAUGUAAGAUAAAUAAUUUUGAUUACAUUAAAUUUAAAAGGUUUUGUUCAAAAAAACCUAAUGCAAACAAAAUAAGGGAAGAAGCAUUAAAUGGGAAAUAAUAUAAGAAAAAAAUUCUUACAAAGGUCUAGUCACUCAAAUUUAUAUGGAGCUAAAUCAAUUGUAGAAAACAUUAGGCUGUUCCCCAAUUGAUAAAUGGGCAAGGGACAUGAAUAGGCAAUUUUCAUUUAAAGAAAUCAAAACUAUUAAUAACCACAUGAAAAAGUGUUCAAAAUCUCUUAUAAUCAGAGAAAUGCAAAUCAAAACAACUCUGAGGUAUCACCUCACACCUAGCAGAUUGGCUAACAUGACAGCAAAGGAAAUUAAUGAAUGUUGGAGGGGAUGUGGAAAAAUUGGAGCAUUAAUGUAUUGCUCGUGGAGUUGUGAAUUGAUUCAACCAUUCUGGAGGACAAUUUGGAUCUAUGCCCAAAAGGUGCUAAAUCUUUCUGCACUUUGAUCCAGGCAUAGCACUGCUGGGUUUAUACCCUCCCCCCCCCAAAGAGAUAAUAAGGAAAAAGACUUUUACAAGAAUAUUCAUAUCGGCACUAUUUGUGGUGGCAAAAAAAAAAUGGAAAAUGAGUGGAUGCCCUUCAAUUGGAGAAUGGCUGAACAAAUUGUGUUUUUGGUGAUUGAAUACUAUUGUGCUCAAAGGAUUAAGGAACUGUAAGAAUUCCUUAUGAACUGGAAUGACCUGCAGGAACUGAUACAGAGUGAAAGGAGUGGAACCAGGGGAAUUAUACACAGAGACUGAUACACUGUGGUAUAGUCAAAUGUAAUAGACUUUUCUAAUAGUAGCAAUGUAAUCAUCCAGAAUAAUUCAUAGGGAUUUUAAUAAAUCUAAAAUUUUUUAAAAAUAAAUUUAAAAAUAAAUAAGAACACCAUCCCUAUCCAAAGGAAGAACCAUGAGAGCAGAAACACAGAAUAAAAAUAACUGCUUGAUCACAUGAGUCAAUGGGGAUAUGAUUCCUUUAUGGCUACUGAACAAAAUAUUGUAAAAGCCCCUAAACAGUUUUUUCCCCAGUUUUCAUUUGUUAAUUGUCUCUUGGGUCAUGGAUGGACUCAACCUGGCUACCUUUAGAGAAUUUAAUUAGCUAAGAAUUAAAUUUAAUUCUUAGGAGUCUUCAGAAUAAUUUUAAUUAACUAGUGGUUUCUGAAUUGAUGACUUUUUUAAGAUAUAUAUUUUAAAGAAUGUUGUAUUAAAGAUAGAGAAACAAAGCAAUGUUCCUACCAAGGUAUUUCUAUGAAGCAGGAAGCCAAAAAGAGCUCCUACAAAAUUCUUCAGUUUAAUUUACUUCCACCAGAAUAAUUUAGAUUUCUUGGUGAUGUUCUAGACCCAAAUAAAUGUUACUUUGUUUAAAAAUAUAUUUGCCAAGUUUGAAAGAUUUGCUAUGUCUGUAAAAAUUGUGACAAAUAUCCAUCAAUUCAUAGUUUUUGUUUUUUUGUCAUACAUCAACUCAUAUGAAAUAUGAUAGUGGGUUGGUUUGCUAUUGUAAUUAACUGGGAUAUUGUGAAUUUGUGGGACUUUGGUCCUUUUUAAAAUGUGCAUUACCUACUGAAUUACUGUUUUAUUCUGAAAAUCAUAAGGUACCCAUACUGUGGUUCAUGGCCAAGUUAAAAAGGAAGUAGAUCUCAUUUUUAGUGAGGAACCUUUGUAUUCUAUCUCUCCUUGGCUGACAGUAUGUCACUGAUUAUAAACUAUAUGUUUUUGAUUUUUAAAACUUUUUUAAUUAUUGUUUUUCUUUUCAUGUGCUAUAUGGCAUCUGAGUUUUAAUUUUUGUCUCCUUUUUGGAUUUAGACAUGUCAACAGAAUUGAGAUUUUUCUUUAACUUUUUUGAUUUUGUAGUAAUAUAAGUUUAAAAUACAUUUUCUACAACAUCAAUGCAUACCCCAAAAGCUUUAGACUAUAAAAAUGAUGCCACUGAUUGUUUAAAAAAAAUUAUGGGACUUUGCAUAAUGAUUCUGUCUGAUUCCAGGAUAAGAGAAUACAAAAAGAGUCAUUGCACAGUGCCAAAGGAGCAGAAAGCUAAACUGCUUAGUGCCAACUGAGCACAAGGUCAAAGAGACCAAGCAAUCCUGAUGGGAUUGUUGAAAAUUUUUAGCUAAGACAAGAUGACUUGAACUUGUUUGCGGUUUGAGGUUGUGGCUAUUUAACACGUGUUAAAGGCAGGUCUUCCUUGUCCCACAUCCUACCAACUAUCCCAAAUUUGACUUCUACCUGGUUCCUAUAAUCUAGUCCCUUUUCUGUCUUUCAUGGUGUGGUAAACUAUCUAUAAUCCUAGCUACUGAUUGGAUAAAUCCAUAAUUGCUUAAAUCAUUUUAAUUGGGCCCUGAUUCAAGGACCUGUUGUAGAUUUAUUUUUCCUUUACUUAGAAUUUUUACACAUAACACUUUGAUAAUCUAUAUUUCAUCCAGAAAUUAUUUUUUCUUAUUUGGAUUUCUUUUUGAUGUUUUUUUAUUUCUCUUGCUAAUUGGUUCAUACACCUCAUAACUCAGCCGUGCAUUCCUAAGUUAUCCCUGUGUUUUUCAACACCCUCUUCAGGAAGGAAUGUAUAAUUAUUCUAAAUUGCGGAAUUUAAAUUCUUUUUGAGAUUAAUUUUAGGAUAAGAAAAACAUGCUACCUCUCUUAAUCUAGAAAGUGAACUGUUUGGAGAAGGCACAAUGAAGAUGCCUCCACAGACCACAAGCUGAGCCAGAUGACCCAGAGUGAACUUUGGGAUGUGGUGAUUUGAACUGUGUGGGGUUUAAAUGAAUUUGUUUUUAUGUAUACUCUUAUGCCAAAGGAGACUGCCCCUUAACUGGCUUUUUGUCAAUGCACCUAGCAAUUAUUGAUUUUGUUCUCUUUUCCUCUUAUCCUCAAAUUUUGUAUUUUCAAUGUUGGUUAUGUUGACAAGAUCCAUUGGAGAGACCAGUCUUCCAUGGAUCUCAGGGGGGGAUGUAUAAUUGAAAAUUUGUUACCCUAAAAAAGAACUACAUUUCCCAGGAUCCCACUGACAUUCUGUCAUUAGCUACUUCCUGUACAUAGGGGAUAUUAGGCAGGGAUGUGGAAAGACCCACCUUUUUACUUCCUGGCCUGAGCUUGGUGGUGGUAAGGUGGCUGUUUAUACUGGCUGAUCAGCCAUGGGCAUGUGGUCUUUAUUUUGUAUCUUCUUUAUUCCUUGAUUUCUAAUGAUCAUUUAAUAAACCUCCAAAACUAUAAUAUUUUUAUUAUUAAGACAUAAUUAUAAUUUUUACAAUACUCUAAAUGAUCACCCUAGUGCAAACAUCAACAAUAUGGAAAUAGAUUUUGAUAAAGGACACAUGUUAAACCCAGUGUAAUUGCAUGUUGGCAAUGGGGAGGUGGCAUAAGGGUAGGAAAAGAACAUGACUCUUGUAACCAAGGAAAAAUGUUCUAAUUUGACUGAUUAAAUAAAAUUACAAAAAAGAAAUCCCUGGAAUGACUCCCAUGAAAAAAUGGACAGUGAGGUGAGUGGACCAGGAGAACAUUGUAUACAGUAAAAGCAACAUUGUAUGAAGAUCAGCUGUGAAUAACUUAUCUAUUCUCUCUCUUUUUUACUGUACCACUAUCCAUUUGUUAUGAAUAAAAUCAUCUCAAGAGGAUAAGAAUUUAAAUUUAGGCUCUUUGCUAAACAUAAGAAUUCUAAAGUAAUAUUUGGUCACCAAUUUAAAAAUAUUACAGCUAAAGUCAAAAUGACUUUUAGCUGAUUCAUUUACAAACAGGUGGAAAAACUGAAGAUGGGAAAAUGGACAUAAAGAGAUAAAAAGUACUGCCUAGCUAAUAAUACCCCAAGUUUAAUCCUAAUGUCUCCAGGCCACAGAUGAAAAUCCAAAAGUGAAUCUCAACAGAAACCAAAGUCCUAAUUAGGAAGCCAAAAUUCAAAGAACCAGAAUAUGCUGAAGAAUCCCUCAAGAACCUUCUGUACUCAUUAAGCUAAUACUGCCAAGAAUCUCACCAGACAUCACGCUAAAGGUAGUGUUCCACUGUAGAGCCAAAGAGCAGAGAGGGUCUCUUGACCAAAGAAACAAGGAAGGAAUCAUUCCACUCACCACCCCAAGUCCAACUCAAAAUCCAGGGAAAAGAUCUCCUCCAGUCUGGCUCAUCAAUAUAUAGAGAAUGACUGAAUCCUCCAGCUGGCCUUUUGAAAGAAGUUUUCUCAAUGUUACUUUCUGUCACACACCCACAUUAAGGGAACCAAUAGCAAUCUUUCAAUCUGCCUAGCACUGUCCAAGUGCUUGUGUGUGGGGAGGUGCAGUGACCUUUGGAGG
Monodelphis domestica (gray short-tailed opossum) is the source of this 12712-nucleotide messenger RNA. The record is from RefSeq and is a predicted model, not a curated record. NCBI's taxonomy places the organism in Eukaryota, Metazoa, Chordata, Mammalia, Didelphimorphia, Didelphidae.